AUGUCUCUACCGAAUAUCUACACCUACCUACCCCAUCUCCAGGGCAUGCCCCAUGCCAUACAGCCCUGGUUUAAGAAGUCUAAAAAUAGAUACAGAGUAACAUUGGUGAUGGGUAUACCAACUAUAAAAAGAGAUAAACAAAGCUACCUGAUUAAUACUUUGAGAUCACUUCUCGAUAAUCUAAAUGAUAAGGAGAAGAUGGAUGCAAUCGUCGUUGUAUCCAUAUGUGAGGUUUACCAAAAUUUCAUCAAUCAAACGAUCAGAGAUAUAGAAGCAAAUUUCAAGCAAGAUAUGGACAAAGGCUUACUAGAAAUCAUUGUACCCUCACCUUAUUACUAUCCCAACCUGGAUGACCUUGAGGAUAAGUUUGGAGAUACUAUGGAGAGAGUGAAAUGGCGAACGAAGCAGAACCUUGAUUAUAGCUACCUGAUGAUGUACGCAAGAAGUAGGGGGUUCUAUUACCUACAGUUAGAAGAUGAUAUAAUAUCAAAGCAAGGAUAUUUUGAGAGUAUCAAAUCUUAUGCUAACACACAUCUAUCUGAAAAGUGGUUGCUUCUGGAAUUUUCUCAUCUUGGAUUCAUUGGAAAAUUAUUUCGUUCAAGUGAUGUACCCCUGGUUACCGAAUUUUUCCUGAUGUUCCAUAGGGAUAAGCCUGUCGACUGGCUCUUAGAUCAUCUUCUCUAUGUUAAAGUCUGUAAUCCUGAGAAGAGCAACAAACAUUGCUUCCAAUCAAUGGAGUCAUUACGCAGAAGAUACAAACCUUCCCUCUUUCAACAUGUUGGCACUUACUCAUCUCUCAAGGGAAAACUUCAAAAACUUAAGGACAAAGAUUUCAAGAAAGAUAUGCUAUUUAAAGUGCACACCAACCCGUCUGCCGAGAUCACGACCUCCAUUAGAUCAUACAAGACCUAUCUGAUCAACAUGGCCUACGCUGGCAGUACCUUUUUCUGGGGCCAGUCACCUGAGAAGGAUGAUUUCGUGCUCUUCCUCUUUGAUGAACCUAUCUGUGUUGGAAAAUAUUUAUUCAGGAGCGGGGACGUGGAGCAUCCGGGCGACAAGUUCUACAACACGUCAGUUGAAGUACUCCAGGCGACAGAGACCAGCAACAAAACAACAACCGACCAUCCGAAGCAGCAGCGACGAACGAAUUCUCCCAUGCCGAAAACCGACGACGACGAUUACGUAGAAGUCGGUAAGUUCGAUAACGUCAGUGGACUGGCUCAGGGUUCUGUACCGGCGAAUCUCUGCCCUAUUAAGGCGGUCAGGUUAAAGGUCAAUAGUCCCUCUGAAACCUGGGUCAUUCUGAGUGAGGUUAGAGAAGAUUUUCAAUCUGAGAGUUGA
Helobdella robusta is the source of this 1341-nucleotide messenger RNA. RefSeq lists its product as hypothetical. Gene Ontology annotation, cellular component: endoplasmic reticulum-Golgi intermediate compartment; Golgi stack; endoplasmic reticulum. NCBI's taxonomy places the organism in Eukaryota, Metazoa, Annelida, Clitellata, Rhynchobdellida, Glossiphoniidae. Bases 1 to 1341 code for a protein of 446 amino acids. Gene Ontology annotation, biological process: protein N-linked glycosylation. The record is from RefSeq and is a predicted model, not a curated record. Gene Ontology annotation, molecular function: acetylglucosaminyltransferase activity. The transcript has 10 exons.